Molecule: messenger RNA, 2062 nt
Organism: Carassius carassius (crucian carp)
Lineage: Eukaryota; Metazoa; Chordata; Actinopteri; Cypriniformes; Cyprinidae
Product: tripartite motif-containing protein 16-like
Exons: 6
Coding region: 277-1977 (566 amino acids)
Molecular function (GO): zinc ion binding; protein binding
Source: RefSeq, a predicted model, not a curated record
CAGUAACAUACUGUAAAUACACAGGAUUAUUUUUUACAGUGCAUGGUAGUAAAAGUGUGUGCACAGUAUGUUUUUAACACCUGACACUAGACACAGAUUUUCUGCACAUCUUACAGACUGCAGGAACAUGAAGGGGUUACAGUAUGAGAGAAUGAGCAGACAAACACGUGACUCAAACACAGAACCAGGAAACAGGAAUCACCUGAUUUCAGGGAAAGAGAAACUGAAGUGUAGUUGAGCUGUUGUGUGUUUGUGUCUCUGUAUUCAAGCAGUAAAAUGGCAGAAGCCAGAGUUUCUCAGGAUGAGUUCAUGUGUCCAGUGUGUCUGGAUCUCCUGAAGGAUCCAGUGACCAUCCAGUGUGGACACAGUUACUGUAAGAUCUGUAUUACAGACUGCUGGGAUCAGGAGGAUCAGAAGAGAGUCUACAGCUGUCCUCAGUGCAGACAGACCUUCAGUCCAAGACCUGCUUUAUCUAGAAACACCAUGCUGACUGAAGUGGUGGAGAAACUGAAGAAGACCAGACUCUCUGCUGACUGUUACGCUGGAGCUGGAGAUGUGCAGUGUGACGUCUGUACUGGAAGAAAAUACAGAGCCGUCAAGUCCUGUCUGGUGUGUGUGGAGUCUUACUGUCAAACUCAUUUUGACCAUCACGAGGAGUUUCAUUCACGUAAACCACACAAAGUGACCGAAGCCACUGGACGACUGCAGGAGAUGAUCUGCCAGAAACAUGAGAAGAUCCUCGAGGUUUUCUGUCGCACUGAUCAGAAAUGUAUAUGUGUGCUGUGUACAGUUACUGAACAUAAAAACCAUGACAUUGUAUCAGCUGCAGAUCAGAGGACAGAGACACAGAAGCAGCUGAAGGAGACACAGAAGACGCUCCAGCAGAGAAUCCAGCAGAGAGAGAAAGAUCUCCAGCAGCUGAGAGAGACUGUGGAGUCUCAUAAGCGCUCUGCACAGACAGCAGUGGAGGACAGUGAGAGGAUCUUUACUGAGCUCAUCCGCUCCAUUGAGAGAAGCCGCUCUGAGCUGAUACGACUGAUCAGAGAUCAGGAAAAGACUGCAGUGAGUCGAGCUGAAGGACGACUGGAGCGACAGGAGCAGGAGAUCAAUGAUCUGAGGAGGAGAGACGCUGAGCUGGAGCAGCUUUCACACACACAGGAUCACAUCCAGUUCCUGCAGAGUUUCCAGUCUCUCUCAGCACCUCCUGAAUCUACAGACGUAAAUGAUGAUCUCUUCAGUUCUCUCUUCUCUUCUGAUGCUCUGAGAGAAUCUGUCCAUCAGCUGAGAGACAAACUGGAGGAUUUCUGCAAAGAGCAGCUCAAGAAGAUCUCAGACAGAGUGCCAUUCACCAGCAUUGAUCUCUGGACCAGGAACGACUUCCUACAAUAUUCCCAUCAGCUCACUCUGGAUCUGAACACAGUGAAUAAACUCCUCCGUCUGUCUGAGAACAACAGAGUGAUUACUGGCACUAACACAGAUCAGUCGUAUCCUGAUCAUCCAGACAGAUUUGAUGUGUGUCAGGUGUUGUGUAGAGAGAGUGUGUGUGGACGCUGUUACUGGGAGAUUGAGUGGAGUGGAGAUAAUGUGGAGAUAUCAGUGUCAUAUAAGAGCAUCAGCAGGAAGGGACGGGGUAAAGAGUGUGUGUUUGGAUCUAAUGAUCAGUCCUGGAGUUUGAUCUGCUCUCCUGACAGUUACUCAUUCAGACACAAUAACAUACAGACUGAUCUCUCUGUGAAGUCCAUCAUCAGGAGAAUAGGAGUGUAUGAUGAUGAUAAUGAUCAAGAGGAGGAGGAAGAGGAGGAGGAUGAUGAUGUAGUCAGGAGAAUAGGAGUGUUUGUGGAUCACAGAGCAGGAACUCUGUCCUUCUACAGCGUCUCUGACACAAUGAGCCUCAUCCACACAGUCCAGACCACAUUCACUCAGACGCUCUAUCCUGGGUUUUGGGUUCGGUUUGGAUCAUCAGUGAAACUGUGUUGAUGAAUCAGAAUAGACUGAUGAGAGAUUCUACCCAUAAUGCUUUGAGCUGCAUGAUGAAUCACUAACAGUGAGAUGUUAUAGAGCC